Messenger RNA from Fusarium tjaetaba, 1410 nucleotides. RefSeq lists its product as uncharacterized. Bases 1 to 1410 code for a protein of 469 amino acids. The transcript has a single exon. NCBI's taxonomy places the organism in Eukaryota, Fungi, Ascomycota, Sordariomycetes, Hypocreales, Nectriaceae. The record is from RefSeq and is a predicted model, not a curated record. Gene Ontology annotation, biological process: nucleolar large rRNA transcription by RNA polymerase I. Gene Ontology annotation, cellular component: RNA polymerase I core factor complex. Gene Ontology annotation, molecular function: RNA polymerase I core promoter sequence-specific DNA binding; TBP-class protein binding.
AUGCCCCCCAGUCUGAAAGACAAAAGCGGUCGGCUUCUGGCUUUCGCCAAUGGUGGCCAGCGAACGAACGAAGCUCAACCUGGGGUGGAUAUUAAGCCCACGAAGUCAGAACCACCACAUAACGUUCCUCCAGCUCCUACACCUCGUCCUACUAGCUAUCCUCGGGAGAUCACGGGACUCGGUGCUAGAAACACCGCGCCUCCAAAACAGGACUAUCCUUUCAGUCAGCCACCACAGCAUCAUUCACCAGUGCGCUCGAUAUCUUCCCCAAAUGGCCGGAUUAAAGCAGAUUCAAGUGAUCGCCGGGUCGACAUCUUCUCUGGUUCGCAACUUGAUGAAAAUUUCAUGGAGUCAGGUCUCACAACUCCGCACAACGAGCCAUCCGAUCCCAUUAAGCUUGGGCCGGAGUUGACUCGCGAUCUUAAGAAGACUAUUCCGUCACACCGCCUCCCUGACCGCAAUCGAUUUCAUCGACCUCCGCCGACAAGUGACUUGUUCACUGUUGGUGAUGAUCUUCGUAUGAACGUGGUCAGUAGGUCACAGCAACACAAUGUUGAUCAUAUGGGCGAUGGUUUCCAGGAUGAUGUAAGUGUGAGGCAUGGAAAACUCAAUGGCCAUCACGGACGUGGCCGAACUCGACCAGACUCCCCGGCACGUCAGGACUUCAAAAUCCCCAUGCGUGAAGUGAGGAUUCGAAAGUCACAUUCCGGCCGAUCAGAGGCCUACGACACGAACCAAGCAAGGAAUCCAUCACCCAGACGCCCUGAAACGCAAUGGCAAACGCGCUACAGAAACGAGAGCUCCCGGCAGCCGACUGUCCACCGUUUGGAUGAUGAAGAUGCCGAGUCCGCUUCUCAGGAGGAAGAACACACAACGCCUAGGCCCAAGCCUGCCAAGCCGGUGGUUCAAAGAGCUCUCCAAGAGAGCUCGAUACCAGCUACGACAACCUUCAUGCCAAACACUAGUCGCCUCGACAGAAAACGACGUCGUCCAAGCCCUGAGUACGACGACGUGGCUCUUAACUCUAUGACAUUUGCCUCACUUCGGCAGCAGCCUUUCGACUUUGACCCUUCCAAGGAUGGGCAGAAGGUUACUGGAGUCAAUGCUGACAAUUUGGAAGAUAAACUUGAGCAUUUUCGUCAUCUGGGUGAAAAGGAACAGCAUGACCUGUUUUCCAAUAUGUCGAUGGAAAAUUGGGAAACCUCGGGAGAAUGGUUUGUCCAUGAGUUCAGCGCACUCAUGCAAAAACUGCUGGAUUCAAGAAGACAGAAGCGCAAGAUCAUUCAGGAGUUCGAACAAGAAGCAGCCGAUCGUGAAGAAGCUGUCCGUCUCAAGACACAGGCCAUUGACCGAAAGCUCUCUAAGAUGAAGCAGGAUGGCCAGCGAGUGGUGGAGGAUAAAACUGCAUAG